Brassica rapa (field mustard) is the source of this 6071-nucleotide messenger RNA. RefSeq names its product serine/threonine-protein kinase-like protein ACR4. Gene Ontology annotation, molecular function: protein kinase activity; ATP binding. The record is from RefSeq and is a predicted model, not a curated record. Gene Ontology annotation, biological process: protein phosphorylation. Gene Ontology annotation, cellular component: plasma membrane. NCBI's taxonomy places the organism in Eukaryota, Viridiplantae, Streptophyta, Magnoliopsida, Brassicales, Brassicaceae.
GAUUUGCCCUAUCUUCUUUCCACAAUUUUAAGCCAAUAAAAAAUCAAUUAGUGCAAUUAAGAUUUUUGAAGUUUGCAAUUAAUUAAUAAAACAAGCAUUAAAAAUGUAAAAAAUGAAUCUUUUAGAAAUAAUUUUUUUUCUCUAUAAUAUGUAUCUUUAAGGAACAGAGAGAGUAUUAUUUAACUACAUUAGGCAAUUCUGUAAUUUUAUUUAAAAAAAAUAAUGAAGCAGAUUAAUAAUAUAUUUAUUGUUAAUUUAAUAAAAAGUUUAUUAUAUAUUUAGAUAGACUAACAUAUUUCUCUAAAGAUUCUAAGAAUCAUUCUAGUGAUGUCACGUGACUGCAAAAAAAAUAUUGUUAUGCUUCUCAAUUAAUAUAUAAGGAUUCUUGUCAUAGGUUAUGUUAAACAAUUAAUUAGUACAUACCUAACAUAAAAGUAAAAGAGGGUUUCCUUAACUAAUUGAGUUAGUAAUAUAUGUAUUUUUUUAUAAAUAUACACUACUAGUUCAAACUGUUGAGCUUCUAAACCAUAAUCUCUCUUCCACAGAAAGACAUCGAGGAUGAGAUAUGAGACUAGUUUAGCUUGUUUUAAUCUGAAAAUAUUAAAUAUAUACAAUUUUUAUGAAAGAAAGUAUACAGUAAGUAUAUCUUAGUAAACAGCAUUAGUUAUUCAUUAGGUGCAAGUUUCACCUGCCAAAGUUAGAUGGGUCCAUCUUGAAUAUUUGGAUCUCAUAAAAUUCAUUAUAGUUUUUAUAACAUAUUUUGGUACUAAUUGGUGACGGAUUGAAUAAUUAAUUAACGUUGAGCCAUAAUCUGGGGAAAGUACAUUAACACAUCUAACAAUAACUAAUGCAUUUUGCAACUAUAACAAAUUGAAGACAGUAACGAUGAUUUGUCUGGGACCUUGUGGUUAGAUGGUAAAGAGUUGGAUGGUAAAGCGAUGGGUUUAAGACGUCAACACGUUUUAAGUUCGAUCAACUUGCUUCGCGAAACUAAGACACAUUAUUCUGAACGCACACCUAGAUAUAUAUAUAUAUAUUUGCUUUAUGUUCAUUUCAACAUCCAAAGAAAAAAAUGUAUCCAUUACACUUCACUUUGAAAAUUAAUCUAGGCCUUUCUAUAGACAUGAAUACUUCAAAGUUAGUCAAAAAGAUAAUGUAAAAUAUAUUGUAAUAAUAUGAUCUUUCAUAUCUAAUCAUUGUUUAAAUUCAGCUAUAUCAUAUACUCCCUCCUUUUUUAAUAUAAGCCGUUUUAGAGAAAUUUUUAUGUUCUAAAAUAUAUGACGUUUUCGAUUUUCUAUGUAAAAUUUAUUAAAACUUAAUGUUAUAUGACUAAUGAUAAUAUACUUUAUAUUUUAUUAUUGGUUGAUUUGUGGUUAGACAAAUAAUUAAUAAUGUUUUUGUUUAGAAAAUAUAAAAAAUUAAUGAUUUUCUUAAUCUAUGUGCAUAAUUCUAAAACAAUGUAUAUUAAAAAUGGAUGGAAUAUAUAUGUCAUUAAACUAAUUAUCUCUAACAAAUCUCUAGCUAAUUUUAUUCGUUGCAUAGAUAUUAUAGACGUUUAUGUUUUUUUCUUUCUCAAAAUUGAUUGAACACAAAUGCAUUCUUUAUGUUUGUUUUCAUUGGUACUUUUUAAACACAAAUUCUCAGUAAUAAAGAUCUUUUAUCUAUACUCAUUAAUUGAAUUGUAGAAAUGCAUAAUUAAUGACAUUUUGAACUAAGCAGUUAAAGGAGCGACAUUAUGGAUAGAGGAUCAACCAAUAACUGAAAAUGUCGACAUUUGGUAGUUAGUUCCAAAUCUAUCCUACCUAAAGUCCAACACGCUCAUUAAUUUUGAUAAGCAAUUAAUAAUUAUCAUUCCGCACCUUUUCUACAAUUUUAUUUUUUUCAUGUUUUUCUUAUUCAUUCGUAUUGUUCUUCUGAUGGCUAUCAGUUAAGCCUUAAAUGUAUUGUUAAAUACUAAUAUGAAUGUCAUGCAUGUUUUUAAAAUAAUCAUGUUACUAGGUUAAAAAUGAACAUUGCAUAUAUAAAUUAUUUUUACGUAUUAUAUGUUAUUUUAAUGAUAAUAAAUAUAUAUUGUAUAACUAAAAAGUCACUAACUAUUACGUAUACAAUUAAAUUGUUGCGAAGACGAAAAUAAAUUUAUUAAUUCAAACAAUCAUUUUUCAAUUUUAUAUAGUACAUAAUUAAAUUUAAAUGAUAUUAACAUAGAUAUAUAUAGUAUAUUUUUAAUAUAUCUGUUAAAUGAUGCUUUCUAGUCAUAUUGGUUUUUGAUAUUUUGUAUUUUUUAUAAGGAAAACUUCAAAACACUAAUAUCUAAAUUGUCAUUAUGGGAUGUUUAAUAGUCUUAGUAGUUUAUAACUUUUUAAAAAAAUUCAGUGCAAAGUUUUAAAACUUAAUAUUAAUUUGUCAAUAUUUGUUCAAAACUUUUAUCCAAAAAAUAAUUUGUUCAAGAAAAUUUUGAAACUAAAAUAUUUAUGUAUUUUUAUAUGGUAUAUAGUUUAAUUUAAACGAUAAUUACUUCCUACUUACACGAUUUUCACCUUAAUAUUUAUUAAAUGAGACUUCCUACUUAUAUGAUUUUGUAAAUCAUUUACAUCUUGUAAUAGCAAAAUUCUAAAAAAAAAAACAGUGUGAGACUUUUAACAAUUUAAGUAAUUUAUAGUCAUUUUUAAAAAUUCAAAAUAUAACAUAUAUGGAAAAAUCUAAAUUUUAUUAUGUAGAUGUUUAAUUUAUUUUAAUAAUUUAAAAUUAUACAAAAAUGAUAGAGGAGACACUAAUUUUUAUCAAAUAUUUAUUAUUCAAAAUUAUUACUUUCUUAUGCAUUGAUAUAUUUUUUUCAUAAUUAGUGUUAUAUAUUUUAGAUUUUUUGCCAUAUAGCUAAUUGUCUUCAAAAUACUUGGACCAAAUCGUGUAAUAUGGCUAUUUCUGUACAAAUAUCCGAACUUGUUUAAGAUACAAUGAUUAUUUGAAUAUUUUUAAAUUCAUAUACAUCAGAACAAACUCAUCCAGACCUGAGAUAACCCACCUCGAAACCAACCCAACAAAAUUUAAUACCCGAGCGGGACCUAAUUUUAACAAAAAAAAAAACAGUACCCGAAAUAAACGAUAUGUACCUCAACGGAUACCCGAAUGUAAAUGUCUAACUAAUUCUAUAAACAAAUUAAAAAAAAAACUCUUUGUUGACUGUUUUAAAUUCCUGUUACAAGCAAAUUUAUUUAAACCAGUCAAAUUAUUAUGGUCAACAUAUAAAAUAAAUGAUGUUAAAUUAUUCUGGUAAAAAUAAUUAAAGAAUUAGUUAUGAAGAACAAAAAAAGAAAGUAAAAAUGUAAUUAAACACUUUAAAAUAGGUAAUUUCUGUUUCAAACUUCUGUAAUAAAUAUUGUCAAAAUAUUUGGAAAAGAAUAAAUGAAAUGGUUAGAAUGUGUUAGAAAAGGAAAUAAAAAUUGUAAGAAAACACCUAAAUUUAGGAAAGUAUUUUUUGUACUUCAGUGGUAUAGUGCUUAAUAAAAUAUAGUUAAGAGUAUUUUUGUAUAACUUUCCCAAGUAUUUGUUGUUAACGUUGGUUCUCAUAUGGUUUUCCCUAGCAACACUGUUUCUCAUUCUAUUACUAAUUUAAUUGGAUCGUGAAUCCUCUUGUGACCUAAUUAUUAUUUUAAAUAAAAAUGAAUUAGAAAAAGCUCUUUGAUUGUAACUAAAUAUUUUACCAUUUCUGAUAUACAAAUAAGCUAUUGCUGUAAUAUAUUUUUGUAACUGUAAUAUUUUGUCAAGUUAUAAUAUAUUUUUUUCAGAAUUUUUUAACGUUCUCAUACAUAUAUGAUCUACAAAAUUUUAAUCCUAUACAGGUUUAAUUUAUGCAUAAUAUUUUAGUUUUAUGACAAGUAACGCACCUUCAUAACGUACAAAUAAUAACAAAAAGUAGCAUCUUUUUUAAUUUAACAAAUAUGAAAUCUUACUAGGCAACAAAAUACCUAAACAAAUAGUAGUUCUUCCUGCUGUAAGAAAACAAAUAUUUUCUUCAUAUAAUGAAAAGUAAAUAUUUUAGUUUAUGAAUAAUAUAUUCAUUUUAUGAAAAGUUAAUGCAUCUUCAUAAUUUUCUAAUGUAAAGAAAAUAACAAAAUAGCAUUUGUAUAAUUUGACGAAUUUAGUAAUCUUACUAUGUACAUAAAUACCAAAACAAAUACUCCUUCUGUUUUAUUUUAAUUCUCAUUUUAGACUUAUGCAUACAAAUUAAAAAAAUAUUUAAUUUGUAUAUUUACUAAAUAAAAACAUCAUCAUCAAUACAUAUAGCCACAGUUUAACCAAUAAACAAAUAGAUUUGAAUAUAAAAUCAAUAAAUUUUGUAUUAAAAUUAUAAAACAAUACUUAUUUUAAAACAAAAUUUUAAUUCUACAAUGACAAAAAUAUUUCACUCAUAUAUUAGCAAAAUGAAAAGUAUCUAUUUUGGUUUCCCUAAAAUAAAAAGACCACAACCCAAUAUUUAUUGACCAUUCAGACGUAGUAUUCCUUACUUUGUCAUUUUGACCUUUAUUUUAUUACAUUUUUCUUCACCUAUAUACACGCAAACCCCAUAAUCAUAAUCAGACAUCCUUGAAUAAGUUUUUUUUUCUUUCCUGAAAUCAAAUGGACAAGUCUGAAGAAAUCGCUUACGCUUCUGUUCUGUCUAUUCUCUCACUCUUUCUUCUAAUCCUCCUCAUCUUCCUCCUCUUACUAUGCAGAAAGAAACCAAUCCGGUCCGACGAAUCUCUCCUUCCAAAAACCAAACCGGCGGGAACCACUUACCCUUUAACCGAACUAGAUUCAGCAACCGACGGAUUUAGCCAGCGACGAAUCAUCGGUAGCGGCCGGUUAGGAACGGUUUACGCAGCGGUUAUCCCGUCCCACAAAAACCUCGUCGCGGUCAAAAGAAUACACCCCGGUUUGGUUUUAAGCAAACCGGGUUCCGGUUUCACCACGGUUCUCAAAACGCUCUCUUCCUCUCUCCACCCCAACGUCGUCUCGAUCCUAGGCUUCUCGGAAGCUCCCGGAGAGAGGAUCGUCGUCACGGAAUUCGUCGGAGAAGCGAAAAGCCUGAGCGAUCACUUACACGGAGACUCCGACUCCGAUCUCGAACCGGCGGUUACAACCGUUUUCGACUGGCGUAAACGUUUCAGAGCCGCGGCGGGAGCGGCGAGAGGCUUGGAGUAUCUGCACGAGAUCGUGAACCCUAGAAUCAUCCACGGGCGCUUCACGUCUUCGAAUGUUCUCUUGGAUGAGAAGUUCAUGGCGAAGGUCUCAGAUUACGGAUUCGCGUUCUUGAUUCCGCGCGAGAACUCUGAGGUUUCUUGGUACGUUGAAGAAGGGUACUGCAAAGAGAGCGAUGUGUACGGAUUCGGCGUCGUUUUGCUCGAGAUUCUGAGUGGGAGAAGAAGCGAGAACGGGUCGAUCGUGAAGUGGGCGACGCCUUUGAUCAAAGAGAAGAGAUUCGCUGAGCUUUUGGAUCCGAGGAUUGUUGUUGAGAGUGAGAUCAAGUGUUUGGUGAUAAGACUAGCGAAGGUUGCUUUGGCUUGCGUCGGGAAUUCGCGGAGGAGUCGGCCGUCGGUUUCUCAGGUGGCGGCGAUUUUAAACAGUUUGGAGAGGGAAGGAGGGGGAAUUUGAACAAUUCGGGAAGUUUUGGGGUUUUACGGUGAAUAUUGAGAAUAUAUUAGGGGUAAGUUAGUUAUUAAUGAAACAGUUCUGUUAAUGCUACUUAGGCCGUGUACAUUAAUUUUUUUUUACUUUUGGGGGUAUAUAAUCGGUUUCGUAUGAUUUAAUUAAUGCUUUUAUUCACAUCAAUCUAUAAAAUUGGGAAUAUUAUAAUCGAAAAAAAUAAUUUUCGUAUGCUCUGUCGGAAACAAUUAUAGAUUACGAGGAUUUAUAAUUAAAAUAUGGUAAGUGUGUACGAAAGAUUGUUUAAAAUUUACUCGGGCCCUUCAUAAUUUGACGAGACUUGGAAGGUAGGUUAUCGUCAAAAUUAGACGGUGGACCUAAUCUUUGCACCUUGUGCUUUGUGGAACAAGUCAGUUUUGUUCUUUAAUGGUAAAAAAUUUUGGUAGGUA